This is a messenger RNA of Salvelinus namaycush (lake trout), 4473 nucleotides long. RefSeq names its product collagen alpha-1(II) chain. The transcript is spliced from 51 exons. The record is from RefSeq and is a predicted model, not a curated record. Lineage: Eukaryota; Metazoa; Chordata; Actinopteri; Salmoniformes; Salmonidae. Gene Ontology annotation, molecular function: extracellular matrix structural constituent; protein binding. Bases 1 to 4473 code for a protein of 1490 amino acids.
AUGUUCAGCUUUGUGGAUUCGAGGACUGUACUGCUACUUGUAGCAACCCAAGUCGUUCUAUUAGCCGUUGUCAAAUGUCAGGAAGAAGACCAGGACCUAGGCAGCUGUAUGCAGGACGGACAGCGCUAUAGUGACAAGGACGUAUGGAAACCAGAGCCGUGUCGUAUUUGUGUGUGCGACACGGGAACUGUCCUGUGUGACGAAAUAAUCUGCGAGGAGAUUAAAGACUGCCCCAAACCCGAGAUCCCAUUCGGAGAGUGUUGCCCCAUCUGCGUGCGGGACGGGGAAGCUCCCCCAAGUGGGGCCCCGGGAGCUAAGGGUCAGAAGGGGGAACCAGGAGAUAUCACAGAUGUCGUAGGACCAAGAGGACCUGGAGGCCCUAUGGGCCCCUCAGGAGAGCAGGGACCACGCGGAGACAGAGGAGACAAAGGCGAUAAGGGCAGUCCCGGGCCCCGUGGCAGAGAUGGCGAGCCUGGUACCCCUGGUAACCCCGGCCCCCCCGGACCCUCAGGACCUAACGGACCUCCCGGCCUUGGAGGAAACUUUGCUGCUCAGAUGGCUGGAGGAUUUGACGAGAAGGCUGGCGGAGCACAGAUGGGCGUGAUGCAAGGACCAAUGGGCCCUAUGGGUCCUCGAGGGCCACCUGGCCCCUCUGGAGCUCCUGGCCCACAAGGUUUCCAAGGCAACCCCGGAGAGGCUGGAGAGCCCGGAUCAGCUGGCCCGUUGGGUCCCCGUGGUCCACCUGGACCCUCUGGUAAACCGGGAGAUGACGGUGACGCUGGCAAACCCGGCAAAGGUGGUGAUCGUGGACCUUCUGGUCCUCAGGGAGCUCGUGGAUUCCCAGGAACUCCCGGUCUGCCUGGAAUCAAAGGGCAUAGAGGUUAUCCAGGUCUUGAUGGACUCAAGGGAGAGGGUGGAGCUGCUGGUUCUAAGGGAGAGUCUGGUGCGCCCGGUGAGAAUGGCGCUCCCGGACCCAUGGGACCACGUGGUCUGCCCGGUGAGAGAGGUCGCCCCGGUCCCUCUGGAGCUGCUGGUGCUCGUGGUAAUGACGGUCUGCCCGGCCCUGCUGGUCCUCCUGGCCCAGUUGGUCCAUCUGGUGCUCCAGGCUUCCCCGGCUCUCCAGGUUCUAAGGGAGAAGCUGGCCCCACCGGUGCUCGUGGACCUGAGGGCGCCCAGGGAUCACGUGGAGAGUCAGGAACCCCCGGAUCUCCCGGACCCGCCGGCGCUUCUGGUAACCCUGGAACUGAUGGUAUUGGUGGAGCUAAAGGAUCAGCUGGUGCUCCUGGUAUCGCUGGUGCGCCUGGCUUCCCCGGACCCCGUGGCCCUCCAGGACCCCAGGGAGCCACUGGGCCUCUCGGACCAAAGGGAACAUCUGGUGACCCCGGUAUCCCAGGUUUCAAGGGUGAGGCUGGACCCAAAGGAGAGAUUGGACCCGCGGGUCCCCAAGGAGCCCUUGGCCCUGCAGGAGAGGAGGGGAAGAGGGGACCCAGAGGAGAGCCCGGCGCAGCUGGACCUCUCGGACCUCCCGGAGAGAGAGGCGCCCCCGGUAACCGUGGUUUCCCAGGUCAGGAUGGUCUGGCUGGUCCCAAGGGAGCCCCUGGCGAGCGUGGAGUCGGAGGCGUGUCUGGCCCUAAGGGAGCCGGCGGUGACCCUGGUCGCCCUGGCGAGCCCGGUCUUCCUGGUGCAAGAGGUCUUACUGGUCGUCCCGGUGAUGCAGGUCCUCAAGGAAAAGUUGGACCCGGUGGUUCUUCUGGUGAGGACGGUCGCCCCGGACCUCCUGGCCCUAUGGGAGCCCGCGGUCAGCCUGGCGUGAUGGGAUUCCCCGGACCCAAGGGAGCCAACGGCGAACCUGGCAAGGGCGGAGAGAAAGGAUUGCUCGGUGCGCCAGGUCUGAGAGGUCUUCCUGGUAAGGAUGGUGAGACCGGAGCUGCUGGACCCCCUGGCCCUGCUGGCCCUGCUGGAGAGAGAGGAGAGCAAGGACAACCUGGACCUUCUGGCUUCCAGGGUCUGCCCGGACCUCCCGGCCCCCCUGGUGAGGGUGGCAAGCCCGGUGACAUGGGAGUUCCAGGAGAGGGUGGAGCUGCUGGUGCCACUGGACCAAGAGGUGAGCGUGGUUUCCCAGGAGAGAGAGGAGGUGCUGGGCCUCAGGGGCUGCAGGGACCCCGUGGUCUUCCUGGAACUCCUGGAACUGACGGACCUAAGGGCGCAAUCGGACCAGGUGGUGCAUCGGGUGCCCAGGGACCCCCCGGUCUGCAAGGUAUGCCCGGAGAGAGAGGAGCCUCAGGCAUCCCCGGACCUAAGGGAGACAGAGGUGACAACGGAGAGAAGGGACCUGAGGGUGCUUCUGGCAAAGACGGUUCAAGAGGUUUGACUGGUCCAAUUGGUCCUCCUGGCCCAGCUGGUCCCAAUGGAGAGAAGGGUGAAUCUGGUCCCUCUGGACCUUCCGGUGCUGCUGGUGCCCGAGGUGCUCCUGGUGACAGGGGUGAGACUGGACCUCCCGGGCCUGCUGGCUUCGCUGGGCCUCCUGGAUCUGAUGGUCAGCCCGGAGUCAAGGGAGAGCAGGGAGAGGGUGGACAGAAGGGAGACGCUGGUGCACCUGGACCACAGGGACCCUCCGGAGCUCCUGGACCUUCCGGACCUACUGGCGUUUCUGGACCUAAAGGUGCUCGCGGUGCUCAGGGACCCUCUGGUGCCACUGGUUUCCCUGGAGCUGCCGGCAGAGUCGGGCCCCCUGGUCCCAAUGGUAACCCUGGUGCUGCUGGUCCCUCUGGCCCUGCUGGUAAAGAUGGUCCUAAGGGUGUGCGUGGAGACGGUGGACCCUCAGGCAGACAGGGAGAUGCUGGGCUGCGUGGAGCCGCUGGAUCCCCUGGAGAGAAGGGAGAUGCUGGAGAGGAUGGUCCCUCUGGUCCCGAUGGUCCUUCAGGUCCUUCAGGUCUGGCUGGACAGCGUGGUAUUGUUGGUCUUCCAGGACAGCGUGGAGAGAGAGGUUUCCCUGGCCUGCCAGGACCCUCUGGUGAGCCUGGUAAACAAGGAUCUCCUGGUGGAAGCGGAGACCGUGGGCCCCCUGGCCCUGUGGGGCCCCCUGGACUGACUGGACCCGCUGGAGAGCCUGGUAGAGAGGGCAACGCUGGUUCUGAUGGACCCCCUGGUAGAGAUGGAGCCACUGGAAUCAAGGGUGACCGUGGUAACACCGGUCCUGCUGGUGCUCCUGGCGCCUCAGGAGCUAAUGGUGCCCCCGGCCCUGUCGGCCCCACCGGCAAGCAGGGAGACAGGGGAGAGGCUGGAGCUCAAGGACCAGCUGGACCUGCCGGGCCUGCUGGAGCCAGAGGAAUGGCUGGACCCCAAGGACCCCGUGGAGACAAGGGUGAGGCUGGAGAGGGUGGUGAGAGAGGACAGAAGGGACACAGAGGAUUCACUGGUCUGCAGGGUCUGCCCGGACCUCCCGGUCAAGCUGGAGACCAGGGUGCAUCUGGACCUGCCGGACCAAGUGGAUCAAGAGGACCCCCCGGACCAGUUGGUCCCUCUGGAAAGGAUGGAUCCAACGGUAUGCCCGGCCCCAUCGGACCUCCCGGACCCCGUGGUCGCUCUGGAGAGACUGGUCCCUCUGGUCCCCCUGGAAACUCCGGACCCCCUGGUCCUCCUGGUCCUCCCGGCCCUGGUAUCGACAUGUCUGCCUUCGCUGGCCUGUCUCAGCCUGAGAAAUCCCCCGAUCCCCUGAGGUACAUGAGGGCCGACCAGGCCUCCGGAAACCUGAGGACGCACGACGCCGAGGUGGACGCCACGCUCAAGUCUCUCAACAACCAGAUCGAAAACAUCCGCUCCCCCGAGGGCUCCAAGAAGAACCCUGCACGUACUUGCAGAGACCUGAAGCUGUGCCACCCCGACUGGACGAGCGGAGAGUACUGGAUCGACCCUAACCAGGGCUGCACCAUAGAUGCCAUCAAGGUCUACUGUAACAUGGAGACUGGAGAGUCCUGCGUCUACCCCAAGCCCGCCAGCAUCCCCAAGAAGAACUGGUGGUCCAGCAAGAGCAAGGCUGCCAAACACGUCUGGUUCGGGGAGACCAUGAACGGAGGAUUCCACUUCAGCUAUGGUGAUGACAGCCUGGCUGCCAACACGGCCAGCAUCCAGAUGACCUUCCUGCGGCUGCUAUCCACCGAGGCUAGCCAGAACCUCACCUACCACUGCAAGAACAGUGUGGCUUACAUGGACGGGGCCACGGGCAACCUGAAGAAGGCCGUGCUGCUCCAGGGCUCCAACGAUGUGGAGAUCAGGGCCGAGGGAAACAGCCGCUUCACGUACACCGUCAUGCAGGACGGCUGCACGAAACACACAGGAGCAUGGGGCAAGACAGUGAUUGACUACAGAUCCCAGAAGACCAGCCGGCUGCCCAUCGUGGACAUUGCUCCCAUGGAUAUUGGAGGAGCGGACCAAGAGUUUGGAGUCGACGUCGGUGCAGUCUGCUUCUUGUAA